Halteromyces radiatus is the source of this 2358-nucleotide messenger RNA. RefSeq lists its product as uncharacterized. Lineage: Eukaryota; Fungi; Mucoromycota; Mucoromycetes; Mucorales; Cunninghamellaceae. The transcript has 16 exons. Bases 30 to 2240 code for a protein of 736 amino acids. The record is from RefSeq and is a predicted model, not a curated record. Gene Ontology annotation, molecular function: D-type glycerophospholipase activity. Gene Ontology annotation, biological process: cell motility; intracellular signal transduction; phosphatidic acid biosynthetic process.
UUUUUUUUUUUCUUUAUUUCUGUAAUAGAAUGUCUUUUUUUAACAGUUUAUUUUCCAAAGUGAGUGAACUUUUUGACGGUGAUCUUGAAGAAGAAAAACGUGAAGAACAACUUAAUGCUGAAAAGCAUCGUUUUGAAUCUUUUGCUCCUGUACGUCACGGUGCUCAAGUUAAACAUUUUGUGGAUGGUCAGGAUUACUGCUGGGCUGUGUCUGAAGCUAUUGAACACGCGACGGAAGUCAUUUUCAUUGAAGAUUGGUGGUUGACACCUGAAUUGUAUAUGCGUCGUCCAUGUGCCAAAUACCCUGAAUACCGUUUAGAUGCAUUGUUGAAACGAAAAGCUGAACAAGGUGUGAAGAUUUAUAUUGUUGUGUACAAGGAAGUCAAAUUAGCUUUGACACUUGACAGUAAACAUACCAAGGAAACUCUUCAAUCAUUACAUGAAAACAUUAUUGUUCAACGUCAUCCCAAUCAUGAUGUUGGUGGUACUUUCUUCUGGUCUCAUCACGAAAAGUUUGUCGUUGUUGAUAAUAAGAUUGCCUUCCUGGGUGGUAUUGAUCUUUGUUUCGGUCGUUGGGAUACUCAUGCUCAUCGUUUGGCUGACUUUACUAAUGAAGACCCUCUUCUUGAAACAUAUCCUGGUCAAGAUUAUAGUGAUGCUCGUGUUCGUGAUUUCGAAGAAGUCAAGAACUGGGAUAUGCGUUUGAUUGACAAGACUGUGGUUCCAAGAAUGCCAUGGCACGAUAUGUCUCUUUGUAUGCUUGGUGGUCCUGUUUUGGAUGUGGCCCGUCAUUUCUGUGAAAGAUGGAAUUUUGUCAAGAAUGAAAAAGCCAAGAAUAUUGAAGCUAUUCCCUUUUUACAACCUCCUCUUGGUGGUUUUGCUGGAAACACUCAACGAUUCCAAUUACCUGAUGAAGAUCAUCCUGCUUGUCAACGUCGUCGUUAUCGUCAUGGUACUCGUGGUAUCACUGGUACUUGUCGUGCUCAAGUGGUUCGUAGUAGUGCCGAUUGGAGUAUGGGUAUCCAUAAUGAACACUCUAUUCAAAAUGCCUAUAUUGAAGCUAUCUUGGGUGCUGAACAUUUUAUUCAUAUUGAAAAUCAAUUCUUCAUCACUGCCACUUCAGAAGACAAGGAUUAUAUUCUCAAGAAUCAAAUUGGUGCUGCCAUUGUUAAGCGUAUUGUCCGUGCUCAUGAAGAACAAGAAAAAUUCAAGGUGUUUGUACUUAUGCCUUUGAUGCCUGCUUUCCCUGCUGAUCUUAGUACCAAGGAUGCCGCAACUGCUAGAUUGGUAAUGCACUAUCAAUAUAUUUCUAUCUGUCGUGGUGGCAAGAGUAUCCUUGAACAAUUAGAAGCUGCCGGUAUCAAUCCUCAUGAUUACAUUCGAUUCUACAGUUUACGUAGUCAUGAUCGUAUCAAACGUUCUACCGUGGAAGAAGUGCUUACCACUGUUGAAGGUUACUCUGCAUUGGACAAUGUAGAAGAUGAAGUUGAAUACGCCACUGUAGGUGAAUAUGGUGAUGAACAUCGUCAUGGCCAUCAUCGUCGUCGUCACCAUAAGAGUCGUGAACCCUGGGUCUCUCAUGACUUUGUCUCUGAAGAACUUUACAUUCAUGCCAAAUUGUUGAUUGCUGAUGAUCGUCUUGUUAUUAUGGGUUCCGCCAAUUUGAAUGAUCGAUCUCAAUGUGGUGAUCGUGAUUCCGAAAUUGCCUUGGUAGUGGAAGAUAAGGAUAUGGUUGCUUCUAAAGUGAAUGGACGUGAUUAUGAAGUUAGUCGAUUUGCUACCCAAUUGCGUCGCAAGUUGUGGAAAGAACAUCUUGGUUUAAUCCCUGAUCAACCUUCCGAUAAGGUGACAAAUGAUAUGUUGCCUCUUCCUGUACCUCAAAUCGAUACCCUUGAUUCCCGUGAAGAUCGAUUGGUUCGUGAUCCUUUGGAUGAAGAAACUUUAGAACUUUGGAAUUCGACUGCACGUCAAAACACUGAAGCUUUCCGUGAUGUCUUCCAUUGUGUACCCGAUGAUAAUGUUACGACUUGGGAAGAAUAUCAUGCCUUUUAUCCUGAUCCUGAAAAGAUUGAAAUUGGUCACGUACAUGAUCCUGAAAUGCCUGUGGAAUUGAUUGUGGAUACUUUGGAUAAAGUCCGUGGUCAUUUGGUUGAAUUCCCUCUCAAGUUCUUGGAAAAAGUUGAUCUUCAAGGUGAAUCCGUACCUUUCUUGAGUAAAGAUAUCAAUGAAUUAUAUACUUAGAUUUUAGUUAUAUCUUGUGUUUUAUCUUUCUCUCUCUCUCUUUUUUUUUUUGAUUUAUAUAUUUAUUUGACUUUUUUUUAUCUUUUGAAAUAAAAGAAAUCCAUUUUUUGAUGCUUUA